Molecule: messenger RNA, 594 nt
Organism: Vicia villosa (hairy vetch)
Lineage: Eukaryota; Viridiplantae; Streptophyta; Magnoliopsida; Fabales; Fabaceae
Product: auxin-responsive protein IAA20-like
Exons: 4
Coding region: 7-507 (166 amino acids)
Biological process (GO): regulation of DNA-templated transcription
Cellular component (GO): nucleus
Molecular function (GO): protein binding
Source: RefSeq, a predicted model, not a curated record
UCCACUAUGAGAAAAUCCAACACUUCAAAUUCCUCUUCUUCUAUUAGCAGCAACACCAACAACCAUCUUUUCAUUUCAACUGCAUCCUCUCUCAAUACACAUCAACAACAACUUCCCACAGAUCUUAGCCUUGGACUCACCAUUUCCAACACUCAACAUUUUCAUCUUGGUUCCUCUAAUUCAAGGCAAUGGCAACAAAACUAUGAUUACAAUGAUCAUGGUAGCUUCUUUGUGAAAGUGUAUAUGGAAGGCAUUCCAAUUGGUAGAAAACUCAAUAUACUUGCUCAUCAAAGUUACCAUGAGUUAGUCAACACUCUUGAACACAUGUUUGACACUACCAUUCUAUGGGGAAAUGAGAUGGAUGAAGUGCAACCAGAAAGAUGUCAUGUGUUAACUUAUGAAGAUGAAGAAGGAGAUUUGGUUAUGGUUGGUGAUGUUCCUUGGGAGAUGUUUUUGUCCACUGUGAAGAGGUUGAAGAUCACAAGAGUUAAUACAUAUGGAUGUUAGAAAUGUACUAUAGUCUAUAUGACAUUAGUGGUUUCAAAUUUUGUUCUCUUGUUAUAAUUAAUUAGUUAGUGAAGAAGUAUGCAGAAA